AUGCCCAUCGGCGUCCCGCGCGUCCCGUACAAGACCCCGAACGAAAACUCGUGGCAGUGGGUCGACAUCUGGAACUGCCUCUACCGCGAGCGCAUCGUGUGGAUCGGCCAACAGAUCGACGACGAGCUCGGGAACCAGCUCGUCGCGACGAUGCUCUACCUGGACACCACGGAUAAAUCCGGGAAAGACAUCUACCUGUACAUCAACAGCGAGGGCGGCGAGGUCGUCCCGACGAUGGCCAUCCUGGACACGAUGAAGCACAUCAAGAGCGACGUCGGAUGCGUCGGGUUCGGAUCCGCGCGCGCGAUGGGAGGCGCGUUUUAUCUCACACUGGUCCCCAUACGACCCCGGAUGCUGCUCGCGUGCGGCGCCAAGGGGAAACGCGCGGCGCUGCCGAACACGUGCAUCAUGCUGCAUCACCCGUCCGGGGCGGCCAGAGGGGCGGCGUCGGAUAUCAACAACGAGGGGCGGGAGUUACUGAAGAUCCGGGCGAAGAUUAACGACAUGAUCGCGGGCGCGACGGGGCGGCCCGCGAGCGAGAUUCAGGAAAACAUUCGACGCGAUUUCCAUCUCACCGCGGAGAAGGCUUUGGACUACGGCGUGAUCGACAAGGUCUUGUACAAGCGCCGCGGCGUGGGGGCGCGUUAG
Micromonas pusilla CCMP1545 is the source of this 648-nucleotide messenger RNA. RefSeq lists its product as uncharacterized. The transcript is spliced from 2 exons. The record is from RefSeq and is a predicted model, not a curated record. Gene Ontology annotation, cellular component: endopeptidase Clp complex. Gene Ontology annotation, biological process: protein quality control for misfolded or incompletely synthesized proteins. Gene Ontology annotation, molecular function: serine-type endopeptidase activity; ATPase binding; ATP-dependent peptidase activity. The coding region runs from base 1 to 648 and encodes 215 amino acids. NCBI's taxonomy places the organism in Eukaryota, Viridiplantae, Chlorophyta, Mamiellophyceae, Mamiellales, Mamiellaceae.